CAACGCUCGCUUUUGACACAUAAGCCAUAGAUAUUCAUUCUUUUUCUUUGACAAUUUUCACACCUUAUUUUCACACCAUAUAUCCCCACUUUCAUUUUCCCUACAUAUAAAAACCUUUCUUCUUCUCUCUCCCCAAAUCUUUUUCCUCUCCAUUUUCUUAACCAAAACUAUCUCUCAAAACUUCAAGUUCAACCCAACAUAUAUAUACCCUUUUUAAAUAAUAAACCUAGGGUUAUUAUUAUAUGGAUCCUCAUCUUCAUCACCAUCAUCAUCAACAUCAACAUCAUCAGCAACAACAACAACAAAAUCCAUUUAGUCAUCAAAGUGUGAAUGUAGAUACAAGUGGUGGAGGGGUUAAUAUUGGUACAACUAGUGGAGAUAGAUUUCCUCAAUGGAGUAUUCAAGAAACAAGAGAUUUCUUGAUGAUUAGAGCCGAGUUGGAUCAAACGUUCAUGGAAACUAAAAGAAACAAGCUUUUAUGGGAAGUCAUAGCCACAAAGAUGAAAGACAAAGGUUACAAUCGUAGCCCUGAACAGUGUAAAUGCAAGUGGAAAAAUCUCGUUACGCGCUAUAAGGGAUGUGAAACGCUUGAACCGGAAGCUUUACGACAACAAUUUCCAUUUUACAACGAGUUGCAAGCGAUUUUCGCGGCUAGGAUGCAGAGAAUGCUGUGGAUAGAGGCAGAAGGUGGCGGGGGGUCGAAGAAGAAGACUAUUUCUCAGCUAUCUUCUGAUGAAGAGGAAGAAAAUGAGGAUAGUGAAGGAGAAAAAGUAGUUGGUAUCACAAAAAAGAAAAGAAAGGUCAAGGGAAAUAAUGUUAACAUUGUUGGUAGUAGUUCUAGUGGUGGUAGUGGGAAUUUAGUGAAUAGUUUUAAGGAGAUUUUGGAUGAUUUCAUGAAGCAACAAAUGGCAAUGGAAAUGCAAUGGUUAAAAGCUUAUGAAGCAAAGGAAGAAGAGAGGAGAAUAAAGGAAAUGGAAUGGAGACAAACAAUGGAGGCAUUAGAAAAUGAGAGGUUAAUGAUGGAAAGAAGAUGGAGAGAAAGGGAAGAACAAAGGAGGAUUAGAGAAGAAGCUAGAGCUGAGAAAAGGGAUGCACUUAUUACAGCUCUUUUGAACAAGCUUAGAAGAGAAGAUCACAACAUGUAACCUUAUCCCUUCAAGGACAUGCAUCCGAUAAAAUUGGAACGAUACAGACAAGAUUAGCAUGGUACAACGUGUAACCUUAUUAGGGUAUAGAGGAAGUGGAAUAUUAGCUAGCUCUAGCUAAUUAGACUAACUGUUUCUUGAUUAAAUUUUGCUGAUGAUCAUGUUCUGGGGAAGUUUAAAAGAAGAUAAAAAAGAAGCCCUUUGAUCAGAGGUUUGUCUUGAACUUACUCUUAUUGUAGUGCUGAAAAACAAACAUAAUGCUCCAUGCAUUUCAUGUCUCUUCUUUUCUUUUGCAAGUUAUAAAAUUUCUUAUUUCUUGA
Nicotiana attenuata is the source of this 1465-nucleotide messenger RNA. Its product is annotated as trihelix transcription factor GT-3b-like. The transcript is spliced from 2 exons. The record is from RefSeq and is a predicted model, not a curated record. The coding region runs from base 243 to 1145 and encodes 300 amino acids. NCBI's taxonomy places the organism in Eukaryota, Viridiplantae, Streptophyta, Magnoliopsida, Solanales, Solanaceae.